Messenger RNA from Micromonas commoda, 1566 nucleotides. RefSeq names its product ph-domain-containing protein. The record is from RefSeq and is a predicted model, not a curated record. The transcript has a single exon. The coding region runs from base 1 to 1566 and encodes 521 amino acids. NCBI's taxonomy places the organism in Eukaryota, Viridiplantae, Chlorophyta, Mamiellophyceae, Mamiellales, Mamiellaceae. Gene Ontology annotation, molecular function: protein binding.
AUGGCUGCCGACUCCGGGGCACCGGGCGACGCCCCCGGCGCGGGUUCAUCGUCGUCGUCAUUCAUCGGCGGCGUCGAGAUCAAGACCCGGCUGGGCACCGACGUCUCCACCGGCGGGGGAGGUCGAUCGGGCCACGACAAGCUCCUCGAUCUGAGAGCCGAGAGGCACGCGGACGCGGCGCGCGCGGACCCGACCGACUUCGACGCGCACUACUCCUGGGCGCUGGUGCUGCAGGAGCAGGCGGAGCGCGCGGAGCAGAGCGGGAUGGACCCGAACCGCCGGGACGCGAUAUUGAUCGACGCGUGCGCCAAGUACGCCAAGGCUCGCGACCUCCGCGCUAACUCCAUCUCCACGCUGUACAACUGGGGCAUCGCUCUUGGCGACCGCGCGAGGCUCAAGGGGGACGCGGGCGACGCGGCGGAGGCGAGGGCGAUGUGGAGACAGGCGUGCGAGAAGUACCGAGCCGCGGUGGAGUGCGACGCGUCGCGGACGCAGAGCACGCAGGCGCUGAACAACUGGGGGCUCGCGCUCCAGCAGAUGGCGACGCUGGAGCGAGAUCCGGGGGUGCGCGAGCGUCGACUCCUGGCGGCGGUCGGGCGGUUUCGGGAGGCCAUACGGCGGGAUCCGGGGUUCCAUCGCGCGGUGUACAACCUCGGGACGAUCAUGUACGCGCUGUCGGAGCGCGCGCGGGGGCACGGGGGACGGGACCCGCGAGGAGGGAGGUCCGAACACGCGUCCAACGGAGGAGCGUCGAAUGUUCACCCGGAGGAUUCAAAUCAGCCGGCGCCCCUCGGAUCCGAGUCCGCGCCGACGAGCGCGGACGAGCUCCAGACCGCCGCCGCGAUGUACAUAUGCUGCGCGCAAGCGUCCGGCGCGAGGCCCGUGUACGCAUCGUCCCUCAGGCUCGUCAGGCACACCCUACCGCUCCCGGCGCUCCUCGCCGGGACGCUCACCACCGCGCCACCCGCGCUCGGCGUCGCCACCGCGCACAGCUGGCGGCGCCGGUGGUUCGUGCUGGACCACGAGGCGCUCUGGACGGGGGAGUCGUGGCCGGCGGACGUGGGCGCCGCGAGCGGCGGCGGCGGCGGCGGCGAUGGCGGAGCGGGCGGCGUUGGGGACGCGUUCGGGGCGGUCGGCGCGUGGAAUCAUUCCUCGACGUCGCCGCGGUGGGGCGGCGACGCCAUCGACCCGACGGACGACCGCGACGAACGGAGGGAGGAGAGGCGCGCGCGUCGAAGGCGUCGCGCCGCGGCGGCGGACGAAACCCUCGUCGCGCGCGAUGGACCGUGGGGGGUUCACGUCAAGACGUCCGACGUCGCGUCCGCGCAGCCGUGCGCGGAGUCGUCGCUGCCUCCCGGGUUCGCGUUUAGGGUGGGCAUGGCGGAUGGCUCGUCGCAUUACUUCGUGUGCGACGACGCGCCGGCGCGGGAGCGAUGGGUCGACGCGCUGACGCUGGUGCGGCACGUGGCGGCGCGGGGAAGAGGGGAGGCGCUGCGUUUAGAGCUCGUGAGCGACGCCACCGUGGCGCCGCAGCUCAGGAACAAGGGGCAAGGUAAGGCGCGGUGA